This is a messenger RNA of Seriola dumerili (greater amberjack), 2614 nucleotides long. RefSeq names its product GTP-binding protein 2-like (gene gtpbp2b). Gene Ontology annotation, biological process: translational elongation. The transcript has 12 exons. Lineage: Eukaryota; Metazoa; Chordata; Actinopteri; Carangiformes; Carangidae. Gene Ontology annotation, molecular function: GTPase activity; GTP binding; translation elongation factor activity. The record is from RefSeq and is a predicted model, not a curated record. Bases 138 to 1973 code for a protein of 611 amino acids.
UGAUAGAUGUGAUGUUAGAAAGGAGAACAUUAUUAUCACCAUUAGGUUUAUUUUUUACAUGUUAUUUCGUUACCGUGAGGUCCGGCUGCUCCCGGUGAUCUCUCUCCAUUUCAGGCUGACGUCUUGAGCUCAGCGCGAUGGUGGAUUUGUCCGAAAGUGGUGCAGUGUCUCCGGGACACGGCAGACACGGACAGGGCUCCGGCAACAACGGGAAGAAAACGUCGAAAAAGGCGCGAACGAGAAGAGGAAAACGAGGCAGGAGAAGACGGAAUAAAAAGAACAACAGGAACAACAAAACACCACCACCGUAUUUACCACCGGAGGCUGAAGAAGGAAACAUUGAAUAUAAGCUGAAGCUGGUGAACCCCACCCAGUAUCGCUUCGAGCAUCUGGCCACGCAGCUCAAGUGGCGUCUGCAGGAGGGCCGCGGCGAGGCCGUCUACCAGAUCGGAGUGGAAGACAACGGCCUGCUGGUCGGCCUGACGGAGGCCGACAUGAAGGCCUCGCUCAAGACCUUAAAGAGGAUGGCGGAGAAAGUCGGGGCCGACAUCACUCUGCUCCGAGAGAGGGAGGUGGACUACGACUUGGACAGAAACACUCGGAAAAUCGCAGAAGUCCUGGUUCGAAAAGUUCCUGACGAUCAGCAGUUCCUGGACCUGCGGGUGGCGGUGCUGGGGAACGUGGACGCGGGGAAGUCGACCCUGCUGGGCGUCCUGACGCAGGGCGAGCUGGACAACGGGCGAGGCCGAGCGCGGCUCAACCUCUUCAGGCAUCUGCACGAGAUCCAGACCGGGCGCACGUCCAGCAUCAGCUUCGAGAUCCUGGGCUUCAACAGCAAAGGAGAGGUCGUGAACUACAGCGAGUCUCGGACGGCGGAGGAGAUCUGCGAGAGCUCGUCCAAGAUGAUCACCUUCAUCGACCUGGCCGGACACCACAAGUACCUGAAGACCACCAUCUUCGGCCUCACCAGCUACUGCCCCGACUUCGCCAUGCUGGUGGUGAGCGCCAACACCGGCAUCGCCGGUACCACCCGGGAGCACCUGGGCCUGGCGAUGGCGCUGAAGGUUCCCAUCUUCAUCGUGGUCAGUAAAGUGGACCUGUGUUCCCGCGGCACCGUGGAGCGAACCGUCCGACAGCUGGAGCGAGUCCUGAAGCAGCCGGGCUGCAACAAGGUCCCCAUGGUGGUGUCGAGCCCCGACGACGCCGUGACCGCCGCGCAGCAGUUCACACAGUCCUCAUGCAUCACGCCCAUCUUCACCCUGUCCACUGUGUCUGGAGAGAGUCUGGACCUGCUGAAGGUUUUCCUGAACAUCCUCCCUCCACUGAGCAACAGCAAGGAGCAGGAGGAGCUGAUGCAGCAGCUCACAGAGUUCCAGGUGGAUGAGAUUUACUCCGUUCCUGAUGUCGGGACUGUGGUGGGAGGAACUCUGUACAGUGGCGUGUGCAGGGAGGGCGAGCGGCUGGUGGUCGGCCCCACGGACGAGGGCCGUUUCCUGCGUCUGAAGGUGGGCAGCAUCCAGAGGAACCGCUCGGCCUGCAGGGUGCUGAGGGCCGGACAGGCCGCCACGCUGGCGCUGGGGAACUUUGACCGCUCCCUGCUGCGCAAGGGCAUGGUGAUGGUCAGUCCCAAGAUGAACCCGACCAUCUGCUGUCAGUUCGAAGCCGCCAUCGUCCUGCUCUUCCACGCCAAGACUUUCCGCCGGGGGUCACAGGUCACCGUGCACGUGGGCAACGUCAGGCAGACGGCCACCGUGGAGUGCCUUCACGGAAAGGACGAGCUGCGCACCGGCGAGAGAGCCGUGGUUCGUUUCCGAUUCAUCAAACACCCGGAGUACCUGCGACUGGGCGCCAAGCUGCUCUUCAGGGAGGGCGUCACCAAGGGCAUCGGCCACGUCAGCCGCCUGCUGCCCCCCUUCCAGAACCACGACCAGAACCAGAACCAGAACCACGACCAGAACCUGCAGGAGCAUUAAAGACUCCUCCUUCAUCCCGCACAGCUGGAUGGACAGAUGUCGAGCUCCGUGAGAACUUUGGACGUCAUCGAUCGGGUUUACUCUCCCGCCACAUGUCGGCACAUUAAUCCGCCUGUCCUGGAUCCAUAGUCACGUCCUCAUGCGCUCCUGCUGCGUUGUCACGGCGUCCAUCAUCAUCAUCUUCUCCUUCCUCCUCCCAGCUGAUCUCGUGGACUGAAGCCUGCCGUUAAUCUGAUGUUGUGCCACAGAUUUAAGAUUUAAGAGGCUCGUCUUCAUCAGCGCCGCUGCCGUGUGAAGGCGCCGGAUUAUUUCUGUGGAGGAUUUGACAAACGGGUUUAAAGUGGCGUGGCGAUUAUUUCUUGAGUGCAAGGAACCCCCCCCAACGGUGGAUUUUUUGACAAUUUCCCGUUUUUCAUUUUCACUCCGGCGUCAACUUUGACGAACUUUGAUGUGAAUUUGCAUCGUUGAUCGUUAUCAAUCGUCUCCAUGGUGACAGAAACAAAGACAUUAGCUGUGUCCCAGGUCAGGUGGAACUGGUCGACGGAGGAUUUUCUGCUUUAUGACACCAGCUGUGCCCGCCCCUUACCGCAAAGCAUGGCUCCUGUCACCUAGCAACCUCAACACGCAACUUUUUUUUUUUU